Hypanus sabinus (Atlantic stingray) is the source of this 15165-nucleotide messenger RNA. It is a transcript of the gene cabin1, whose product is annotated as calcineurin binding protein 1. The transcript is spliced from 29 exons. Gene Ontology annotation, cellular component: nucleus. The record is from RefSeq and is a predicted model, not a curated record. Gene Ontology annotation, biological process: chromatin organization. Gene Ontology annotation, molecular function: protein binding; nucleosome binding. The coding region runs from base 3155 to 8797 and encodes 1880 amino acids. Lineage: Eukaryota; Metazoa; Chordata; Chondrichthyes; Myliobatiformes; Dasyatidae.
GUGUGCUGGUGCAACAUGUAAAAUAAUUUGUUCAGGUGAACAGAAUAACUUGUUUAUCCACACAUUCAAUUAAUUUGCUAUUGCAUCUACUUGAGAUGUCAGAAGGAGCAAUUGGGAUGAAAAACUUGGUUGAACAGGUUGCAUGCUAAAGAGAGGGAGGUAGAGGUUUGAAAUUAUUUAAGGAAAAAGGACUGAAGCACUGUUGAAAGCAAGGCUACCAAGUUGGGUGAAAGAAUUCAGCAACAAAAUGAGCCUCAAAUCAUCUGAAAAAUGUUUGGUGAAAAGGAUGUCUUUUGAUCAAUUUUAUUGGUGAUUAGUUGCAAAAAGCUAAUUGUGCUUUCCAGUGCUCAAUUUGUAACUUGGCAUAGAACCAUAGAACACUACAGCACAGUACAGGCCCUUCAGCCCUCCAUGUUGUGCUGACCCAUACAAUCCUUAAAAAAAGUACUAAACCCACACUACCCCAUAACCCUCUAUUUUUCUUUCAUCCAUGUGCCUGUCCAAGAGGCUCCUAAAUACCCCUAAUGUUUUAGCCUCCACCACCAUCCCUGGCAAGUCAUUCCAGGCACUCACAGCCCUCUGUGUAAAAAAAAAACUUACCCCUGAUGUCUCCCCUAAACUUCCCUCCCUUAAUUUUGUACAUAUGCCCUCUGGUGUUUGCUAUUGGUGCCCUGGGAAACAGGUACUGACUAUCCAUCCUAUCUAUGCCUCUCAUAAUCUUGUAGACCUCUAUCAAGUCCCCUCUCAUUCUUCUACGCUCCAUAGAGAAAAGUCCCAGCUCUGCUAACCUUGCUUCAUAUGACUUGUUCUCCAAACCAGGCAACAUCCUGGUAAAUCUCCUCUGCACCUUCUCCAUAGCUUCCACAUCCUACCUAUAAUGAGGUGACCAGAAUUGAAUGCAAUAUUCUAAGUGCGGUCUCACCAGAGAUUUGUAGAGUUGCAACAUGACCUCUCUACUCUUGAACUCAAUCCCCCUGUUAAUGAGGCCUAGCAUCCCAUAGGCCUUCUUAACUACCCUAUCAACCUAUGCAGGGACCUUGAGGGAUGUAUGGAUUUGAAUUCAAAGGUCCCUUUGUUCAUCCACACUCUUAAGUAACUGACCAUUAAUCCUGUACUCAGUCUUCUGGUUUGUCCUUCCAAAAUGCAUCACCUCACACUUGUCCAGAUUGAACUCCAUCUGCCAUUUUUCUGCCCAACUCUGCAGCCUGUCUAUAUCCUCUUGUAACCUUCAACAACCUACAGCUCCAUCACACAACUCCUCCAAACUUCGUGUCAUCCGCAAACUUACUCACCCAUCCUUCCGCCUCUACAUCCAGGUCAUCUAUAUAAAAAAAAAUAGCAGGGGUCCCAGGAUAGAUCCCUGUGGCACUCCACUAGUCACCGACCUCCAGGCAGAAUACUUUCCUUCCAUAACUACUCUCUGGUUUCUUCCUUUAAGCCAAUCUUUUAUCCAAACAGCCAAGGUUCCACCUAUCCCAUUCCUCAUGACUUUCUGGAUGAGUCUCUCAUGAGGGACGUUGUCAAAUGCUUUGCUGAAGUCCAUGUAGACCACAUCCACUGUCCUACCCUCAUCAAUUUCUUUUGUCACCUCUUCAAAAAACUCAAUCAGGCUUGUGAGGCACGAUCUUCCCUUCACAAAGCCAUGUUGACUAUCCAUGAGAAGACUGUACUUCUUCAAAUGCUCAUCUAUCCUAUCCUUAAGAAUCUUUUCCAGUAGUUCGCAUACCACCGAUGUAAGACUCACCGGUCUGUAGUUCCCAGGUUUCUCCCUAUUACCUUUUUUAAACAAGGGAACUACAUUUGCCAUUCUUCAGUCCUCUGGCACUUCCCCUGCAGCCAAAGAGGUUUCAAAGAUCACAACUAAUGCUCCUGCGAUCUCUCCUCUCAAUUCCCACAACAACCUGGGGUGUAUCAUAUCCGGCCCUGGGGAUUUAUCAAUCUUAAUGUUUUUAAGAAGGUCGAGCACUUCUUUUUUAAUCUCCACAUUGUCCAGCACACAGGCCCACUCUACUUCGACGUCAUCCUGAUCAAGAUCCUUUUCACUUGUGAAUACUGAAGCGAAGUAUUCAUUUAGGACCUCCCCAACCUUCUCUGCCUCCAGGCACAUGUUGCCCUCUUUAUCCUUUAGCAGUCCCACCUUCGUUCUCACCAUCCUCCUAUUCUUCACGUAUGCAUAGAGCACCUUGUUCUCCUUAAUCCUACAUUACAAGGCCUUCUCAUGCCUCUUUUGAGCUCUCCUAAGUCCUUUCUUUUGCUCCUUCCUAUCUACCCUAUAUUUCUCAUAAGUGCCUCCUACUUCCUGCUUCUUAUAUCUAACAUAUGCUUCCUUUUUCCUCUUGACGAGUUGCCUCGCGUGUUUCGUCAGCUACGGUUCCCUUCUCCUACCAUUUUUUCCUUGCCUCAGUGGGACAAACCUAUCCUGAACCCAGCUCAAGUGGUCCCUAAACUUCUCCCACAUUACUUCUGUGCUUUCCCCUUUGAACAUCUGUUUCCAAUUUACUCUCGCUAGUUCCUGCCUCAUCCCUUCAAAGUUAGCCCUUCCCCAGUUAAGCACUGUACCAUUUUGUCUGAUUUUAUCCCCGUUGAACAUGUUGAGCCAUCUUGAGUACUAACCUAUUCCUAUUAAUGCAGUAGGCGAUUUCUGUUUUAAACCAUUUAGGCAGUGAGUUAUAGGUUUAUAACUCAGUGAUUGGGGAAAAAUAUCCUCUGUUCUCUUCUAGAGAAUGUGUCUUUCCUUUCUGAUUAUUUAGUGCAGUGUAUCUUAACUAUGCAACUAAUACAAUAACACUAUGGAGCAGUAUCCAUCACUGGAUCUAGAAUUUAUUGACCUUUCGAAAGGCGGAUCAUUUACAAUCUCCUUUACAAAUUUGGCCCCUCAUGAAAUUGUCAGAAUCCUUUUGUCUGGUCCACAAUUACAUGCUAUUUGUGAUUCUUGUUAAUGGAUCCAACACAGAUCCGCUUGCAGAUUGGGGUCAUUGCACCAACCCUCCUCUAAUCUUCAUUGUUACAAUGCUUCCUUCAAUAAGCUUUCUGCUUGGCUGGAGUUAAUCCAUAGGGAGAGCUGGAAACGAUACGUAUUUUCUUCCAUUUCAGAACCAGGAUCAUCUGAACCUUGGCUGUUAAGUUGCUGUACAAGGAUGACAACUCUUUAAUCAUGGACAAGGUGAAGAAAGGUUCCAAAAGGAAGCGAAUUACUGAUGAGGCUGGUGAACCAGCUAAGAGGCGCUCUGCUCGAGUGAGAAAUACUAAGUGCAAGAAAGAAGAGAAGAUAGAUUUUCAGGAAUUGCUGGUCAAGUUCCUACCUUCAAGGUUGAAAAGGGUAGAACUGGAGGAUGAAGAAGAUGCUUUUAACACUUUUGAAGUACAGACAGAAUUGAAAAAGGAAAGUCAACAACUAAUGGGCCCUUAUAGAAUGCAAUCUGACCCUUCAUCUUUCAUGGAAUUUGAAAAGCAAGAAGUUCAUAAGUUCUUACUGAAUAAUCUAAAGAAUGGAGGGAUACUGGAUCUAAUGCUAAAAUAUUUAAAAGUUCUUGGUCAGAAGUUCUUGGCAAAAUGGCCACCUAAACUGACAGAAGUUGUCCUUUCGAUCUACAACAACUGGAGGAAACACUGCAGCAGUCUGCCCAAUCCUAUCCUGAGAGAGUGCAGCAACCAGCACAUUAAGGACAUGAUGGUGAUGUGCCUAAUAUGUAUGGAGCUACAACUCGAUCAGUGGCUUCUGACAAAGUCAAAAAGUACCACAGUUUCCCCUCGGAAAUGUACCUCUAGCAACACAGCAGCGCAAUUGGGUCCUGAUUUUCCGGGAAGCCAUUAUUUGGGGGACCUAAUUCAAUUGGCCUUCACUUCCUCUCAGAGGGAUCUGUUCGAGAAUGACUGGCUGGUGUUUGUUGUUCAAGUGUACUGGUUGAAAGCCCGCUUCAUGGCAUUGCAGGGUGAUAUGGAACAAGCUCUGGAGAGCUAUGAUAUCUGCACAAGUUUGUUUUGCAGUUCAUUGGGAAUUAAGAUGGGCAGCAGGAGUGGUGAUGGUUUCACUAUCAGACUGCCGAAUUUACAUGUGGAUUCUGCCAUAUCGUUGGAAGAGAUUGAUAAAAAACUUAAAUCACUUGAGAGGUGCCAAAGCCUAGAGGAGGUUCAGCGGCUGUACGAAAUGGGUGAAUAUGACCAAGUUGUGAAACUGUUGCGACCCACAUUGUCCCUUGGUGCAAUUGGUAGAACAAAACCCCUGGAAUUCACUACAUCCAUUCCUGAGCGACCUGCUCAGCUCCUCCUGCUACAGGAUUCCUUACUAAAGCUGAAAGAUUAUCGGCAGUGCUUGGAAUGUUCUGAAGUUGCACUGAAUGAAGCCAUUCAACAGAUGAAUAAUGUGUCAUCUUCAUCCUCAAAGGAAGAGUGGGUUUCAACGGUGACUCAGCUGUUAACUGGGAUUGACUAUUCUUUGUCUGGUGACAGCAGUAUUCUGGAGGAGCAGGCUAUGAACCCUUGCUUUGUCAGAUUUGCUAAUAAUCUGAUACAGAUAAUUGACAACAGUAUGGGGUUAUCAGAAGAUGCCAAAGAACCCAAUGUGUCAUCAGUUCUACCUUGGAUAACCUUGUACAGAAUCAUAAAGCAUGAAGAGGAUGAGUUUGACACACUCCGCCGGCAGCAUUGUAAAAGUGAAGACUCUGAUCCUGAAACUCCAAUGCUGCCUUCGUCUCUAAUGCUACUGAACACAGCACAUGAAUAUCUCGGACGGAGAUCCUGGUGCUGUAACUCUGAUGGAGCGUUGCUGAAGUUCUACGUUCGAGUUCUUCAGAAGGAGUUGUCUGCUUCAAAAGCUGAAGAUGCUCACCCUUUCAAAGAGGAGCUGGAGACUGCACUUGAACAAUGUUUUUACUGUCUCUAUGCCUAUCCCAGCAAGAAAAGUAAAGCCAGGUAUUUGGAGGAACACUCUGCUCAGCAGGUUGAACUGGGUUGGGAUGAUGCAGAAUUCAUGUUUGAUUAUUUCAAACCCAAGAAUUACCCAGAAUUUGACAGUUACAAGACCAGCACGGUGUCUGCAGAUUUGGCAAAUCUCUUGAAGAAGAUUGCUGCAAUAGAUCGUGAUGAAGAUAAUCUACCUCUCUCUAUAGAGAGUGUAACAGCAUACAUUGAAGGCUCUGUUGACACGGUGCCAGUGCUCCCUGAAGGUGCAGAUUCUGGGCUUCCUCUUGUCAAUGAAUUGUAUUACCUCUUAGCUGAUUAUCAUUUCAAGAACAAAGAACAGGCCAAAGCUAUUAAAUUCUAUAUGCAUGACAUUUGUGUCUGCCCAGGCAGGUUUGAUUCUUGGGCAGGCAUGGCUCUGGCUCGAGCUAGCCGUAUCCAAGACAAGCUGAACUCAAAUGAGUUGAAGAGCGAUGGACCCAUCUGGAAACACUCCGUUGCUGUUUUGAACUGCUUUAAGCGGGCACUUGAGAUAGAUCGCACCAAUCUCUCACUCUGGAUUGAAUAUGGCUCCAUGUCCUAUGCACUGCAUUCAUUUGCUUCACGCCAGCUGAAACAGUGGAAAACAGAGUUGCCUUCGGAAGUUGUACAACAGAUGGAAGAAAGAAGAGACAGCAUGCUUGAGACAGCCAAGCAAUGUUUCCUCUCAGCAACACACUGUGAAGGUGAUGGCGAUGAGGAGGAAUGGCUCAUUCACUACAUGUUGGGUAAAAUAGCAGAAAAACAGAAACUGCCACCAAAAGAAUACUUGGAACAUUACAAGCAGGCAGCACGUAACCUACACGAGGAUGCAGCGCAUUACCCACGGAAAAUCCAUUACCAUAAUCCACCAGAUCUAGCAAUGGAAGCUCUAGAGGUGUACUUCAGGCUUCAUGCCUCAAUCCUUAAACUGCUGGAGAAGGAUGAAGUGACUGUGGAUUGUGAGAUGCUCUUCAGCUACAUAAAAGAAGCAGCACAUGGACCUUUUGCCAGAGGUGAAGAGAAGAGUACUUUUAAAGUAAAUGAAAAGGAAAAGUCCUGUACAAAUGAUGAUGAUUCCCAUUCUUCCAUUGGAACCAUGCAAGGUCAAGGAAACCUUACCUCGGGUCCAGGUCUGACAUCCCCACCUUACACAGCCACUCCGACUGACCACGAUUACAUCAAACGUAAAAUCCCCCAUCAGCAGGCUUCAAUUGAUGAGAGGAGUCAAGAUAGCGUGAUUUUGGUACUGUCUGAUUCUAGCUCAACGCAGGACAUCUUUACAGAUGCAGCCAGUUCCCAGGACAGUAGCAAGAAAAUCCACUCUGGUAAAGGUAGUUCUUCUUCUUCUUCAACUGUGGAAGCUACUGCAUUACCUAGGGAAAACCAUGGAAAACUGGAGGAAGAAGACUUUGGGUUACGAAUGUCUUCAGAGGAUCGCAGAGGAGAUGGUGCAGCAAUUACAGAAGCCAUUGAUGCUUUGACUUUGAGGUUGGCAGAACGUACAGGUAACAGAGCACCCGUGGAGAGCACCAUACCAUCAAGGGAGAAUUAUAGGAAGUUGGAAGAAGAGGAUUCUGUUGGAAGAGUAUGCUCUGAACUCUGUCGAGGAGGCAAUGUAGAAAUCAGUGAAGGCAUAGAUGCUCUGGCUUUGAGACUGGCAGCACAAGCAGGGGCAAAGUUGCACACUGAGUCACAGAGUCAGAGUAGUAGCAUCAGUACUGCUGUUGUCCCUUCCACCAGGAUCACCUCAUCAUCUCUCUGUGACUCAAAAAAGAAAACAACUGAACCAUCAGGAGAUAUGAAAGACACCUAUAGACUGGAGGACCUCCCUCAGAGCUUGCCAGGAGAUGAGAGAGAGCAGCGUUGGGUCUUAAUCGAACAGUGCAUUAGAGCCUUGCAUCUGUGUCUCUGUCGAUUCCCUCAACACUACAAGAGUCUCUACAGGCUGGCAUAUCUGUAUAUCUAUAGCAAAACGCACAAGAAUCUGAACUGGGCUCGAGAUGUGUUGCUAGGUGUUACUGUUCCAUGGCAACAGUUGAAGCACAUGCCAGCACAAGGACUCUUUUAUGAGAGGAACAAGACAAAUUUUUUUAAUGGAAUCUGGCGUAUUCCUGUAGAUGAAAUCGACCGUCCUGGCAGCUUUGCUUCACAUAUGAACCGUUCAAUUGUCAUCUUACUUGAUGUUUUAUCACAACUGAAGGACCAUAAUACUCUGUUGAGAGUAUCUUCCAUGCUUCAAAGGACACCUGACCAAGGAAAAAAAUAUUUACGUGAUGUGGAUCGUCAAGUGCUUGCCAAGCGGGCAUUAAUAUUGACAGUAAAAGUGCUUGAGGACAACUUAAAGAAAUUAUCUGGGGUAUCCGAAGAUCAGGUUCCAAAAUCAAUAAUUCCUCCAAUGGGGGAAAUGACAUCGGAUGUUUCAAACAAGCCAAAUGCUGAGGAGCACAAAGGUGAUGUGGCAAAAAAGCCCACCAUCACUGAGGGGCCUUUAAAAAAUACAGAAAAUGGAGUAAAGGAUAUUCCAAGGGACCAAACUCCCAAGUGCAUGGAGAUGGAACAAGAUGCAGUUCUGAGUGAGUUCACUGGCACAGGUGAACCAAUGGAACUUGACAGCUCUGCACAAGGGAAAUUGGAGUUCUCAUUCAAGCCUCCUGGUGGUUUGGAUACAGACCACAACAAAACUGUUGGCCUCACUGAGGGGAAGGGCUCUGAAUGCAGACCUGCUGAACUUUCUUUGGAGGAGCUGAGCAUCAGUUCAAAACAGCAAGGAUCAACAGGGUCAUCAUACAUUGUGGCCAACCAAAUGGUCAGAAAAAUGGGCAGGAAGAGAAAACUGAUAGAUGACACUGAAUCCGGGAAAACUCUACUGCUGGAUGCAUACAGAGUCUGGCAGCAAGGUCAAAAGGUUAUGACUGUUGAUCUUGGGAAGAUUGAGAAAAUCAUGUCAGAGACCUACAUGCUGAUCAAGCAGGUUGAUGAAGAUGUGGCUUUAGAACAAGCCAUGAAGUUCUGCCAACUGCAAAUGGCCACAUCAACACAGAAGCAGUCUGGAGAGACGCCAACCACGCCAAAAUAUUCCAAGGACUGUAAGGAAAGCUUCUUCCCUUCUACAUCCAGCACCAUAUCCCCAUCUGCUCCCACUUUGACGACGCCCAGCACAGUGGUGUCUGAGAAUGUCAGGCCAGCUGAUUUGCAACCUAAAAUGAGGUUAAGCCACAUGGUCCAAGGAGAAACACGAGAUGCUGAGGCCACACCACUGCCAACAGGGCGGGACACCGAACCCCAAACUACAGCUCCAACAGAGAUACAUUCCAGUACGGCGUAUCUCACUCAAGAUGAGGACUCUGAGGAACCUUUAGAAGAGCUAAGCUAUCGGCAUCAGGAGACUCACUUGUGCCAACAGAUGAAAAUGGCAACAGUCACUUCAUCCCACGAAACCGCUCGCUGGCAGGAAGAGGGCAAUUACACUCAACCAAAUGAGGGCUUGCACCCUGAACAUUGCUCGAGUCACACUUCCAGCUCGGUAAGUGAGCCCACUACCACCUCAGCUUCCCAGACUUGCAAAGGAGAUGGCAGUCGGAUAAAGUCACGUGUUCCUCCAAACAUGCCAAAACUCUUCAUCCCAUCAUCUGUGGCAAAGUUUCCACCAGAGAUAACAGUCACACCACCUACCCCUACCCUCUUGUCUCCAAAAGGCAGUGUCUCUGAGGAAACCAAGCAAAAGUUAAAGAUUGCCAUUCUGUCUGCACAGUCUGCUGCCAAUGUGAAGAAAGAGGCUCUGCGGCAGCCAGCCCUAGAGAUCCUGGAGACAUCGAGCCAAGAGUCUUCAUUGGAAAGUGACACUGAUGAUGAGGAAGAUGACUACAUGGACAUAUGACUGGAUUCUCAAGCUGCAGCUAUGGGCAGCUAAAUGAGGAGGAUCUACAUAUACUGUUGUAAAAAUAAAUGGCAGUACAAUUUUCUAUGUGAGACGGGAGAGCGUGAUACUUUCUUUGAAGCUCAUUGGAUAAGUUUGUAGCAUUCUCUUGCCAGUGUUGGCUGUUGUAAAUAUUAAAAGCACCAUGGCAGCGAGCCUUUGAGCCUCACUGGAUUCUUUGUUUCUAACUUCAAGGGAAGGCUCAGACCUUUCUGGAGGAGAAAUGUUGAUUUAUUUUGGAAGAGCAGAUUUAACUGCAUUCAGGGUCGAGACUCAACCGUUGGAACAGUCCCCUUUCUGACCCGGGAGCUUGUUCCCUCACCGAGUUUCCAGUCCAGUCUUUGGGUGGAAAAUCUGAAGUAAGGACAUCCAAAAACAGUCACUUAUGGCAGACACCAAGCAAAAGGUAUACUUUAAUGAUUAACAGGGGAUGGAGAAUGGUGGAAAUAUGAUCGGUCUGUAAUACUGAGGGCCUGCCAGCUGUUCCUAGCUAUUCCCAGCUUUCCUGGUGUAGUUUCUGCUGGGCUCUUUAGACCUCUUUAGAGCCCGCCUUGAAUUAGUAAGUGCAGGUCACACGGUUUAGAAUGGUUUGGGAUUUGGGUUCGUUUUCCUAUAGAUUCUGCUAACUUCUUGUAAGAUAAUGCACUUAACUUUCCUCCUUGCAUCAUAGCUGAAGUCGGGCAUUACAUAAAUGUAAUGGGGGAGAGGAUUUCAAUAAUUCCUAUCACUUUUAUACUGAAUCUCUUUCUGCCUUGCAACUUUUUAAAUCAUAAAUGGAUAAAUGUUAGUUUCCUUUGCAUGAUGUUAGUCAAUACUUUAGUUGCAGAUACAUCUGUAUAUCUUAGAGCUCAGUGAACCUAAGCCUGCACUCAGUGCUAGAUCCGGGAGUCUGGAACGGGGGGGUGGGUUACUGGGAAAUGUUGAGCAGGUAAAGAUCGAGAUGUCAUUGUCCAAUUCAACAGCAAGUUUUUUCAGGAAGUUUCUUCAGUAAUAUCUCUUUCUAUUUAAUAAUUAGAAGGUCACGCAAACCCAUGCAAGCUCGAGUUUCAGAUUUUUUUGGGAGGAAGCAACUCACAAGAAGGGAAAAGUCACACAGAGCAACAUUCUUUCAAAAAAGAGAGGUAGAGUUUUGAAUUUGUAGUCAGUGUCAGCCCAAGACCCAGAAAGAGGAUGGAGAGCCGGCUCAAAACAACUCUGUAGCCAGUCAUCCAAUUUGCUGGUCUAUUUUGAUUCACUAAUGUAACAACAAAUAUCUAUGCCAGGUCAAUGAAUACUUAUGGAAUCUGAAACUAAUAGCACACUCAGUCACAUUGUGUCAAACAAGAAAAUAUUACCAAGGUCUGAUGUGUUGAGAAUGGCUGAUAGUGUAUAUAUAUUAGCAACUGUCCACCUUCAUUUUUGUCUCACUCCUAAUGUUCUGGGCCAGAUCUUACUGCAGUGGAGCUGUAAAUUAGAGUUUCCAGCAUUCUUUAAACCCAUUCUAUUUUUCUGCAUAAUUAAUGGCACUGUUUGGGCAACAGAGCAUCUCAGUGUAUCCUUAAACAGAAAUUUGAGAAAGCCACAGGGGGAUGGGGGAUGGAAUUCUUUUUCAGAUUUUUUUUUCAAAAAGGGAUUAUUUUUUGAUAAAGGGAAAGAAAGAUUAUGUUAAGAGAAAAGAUGAUGGAAACAGAAAGCAAGUUUAAAACAUCUUAAUUCUCUAAACCAGGGUUUUUCAAAUGUGAUUCCAUGAGAGGUCACUAAGAGGUCAACAAGAGAUGGUGAUGAAGAAAAAAAUGUUUUUUGAACCUAGCACAAUGCACGGUGUUAGCAUGGUGGGCAGUGACCGAGCAGCCCAGUUAGCAAUCUCGUUAGAAGUCUCAGCUCAGUAUGGCAGGCGCAGUAGGACUGUGCUUACAGUGGCAUGCAAAACUUUGGGCAUUCAUGGUCAAAAUUUCUGUUACUGUGAAUAGCUAAGUGAGUAAAAGAUGACCUGAUUUCCAAAAGGCAUAAGUUAAAGAUGACACAUUUAUUUAAUAUUUUAAGCAAUAUUACUUUGUUAUUUCCAUUCUUUUACAGUUUCAAAAUAACAAAAAAUGAAAAGGGCCUGAAGCAAAAGUUUGGGCACCCUGCAUGGUCAGUACUUAGUAACACCUCCUUUGGCAAGUAUCACAGCUUGUAAAUGCUUUCUGUAGCCAGCUAAGUCUUUCAAUUCUUGUUUGGGGGAUUUUUGCCCAUUCUUCAUUGCAAAAGGCUUCUAGUUCUGUGAGAUUCUUGGGCCAUCUUGGGCCUUCUCUUUUGAUGUCUGUCCACAGAUUUUCGAUGAUGUUUAGGUCUGGGGACUGUGAGGGCCAUGGCAAAACCUUCAGCUUGCACCUCUUGAGGUAGUCCAUUGUGGAUUUUGAGGUGUGUUUAGGAUCAUUACCCUGUUGUAGAAGCCAUCCUCUUUUCAUCUUCAGCUUUUUUACAGACGCAACACAAGCCCAAAGCAUGAUCGAUCCACCCCCGUGCUUAACAGUUGGAGAGGUGUACUUUUCAUGAAAUUCUGCACCCUUUCUUCUUUAAACAUAGCUAAAGUUCUAUUUUAACUUCAUCAGUCCACAGGACCUGUUUCCAAGAGCCAUCAGGCUUGUUUAGAUGUUCCUUUGCAAACUUCUGAUGCUGAAUUUUGUGGUGAGGAUGCAGGAAAGGUUUUCUUCUGAUGACUCUUCCAAGAAGCUCAUAUUUGUGCAGGUGUUACUACACAGUGGAACAGUGCACCACCACUCCAGAGUCUGCUAAAAUCAAAAAAGGUUUUGAUUUCCCUUUCUAGCAAUCCAACAAGCAGUUCUCUCUGAAAGUUUUCUUGGUCUUCCAGACCUCCACUGUUCCUGUUAACUGCCAUUUCUUAAUUACAUUUUGAAUAGAGGAAACGGCUACCUGAAAACACUUUGUUAACUUCUUAAAGCCUUCUUCUGCUUUGUGGGCAUCAUUUAUUUUAAUUUUCAGAGUGUUAGGCAGCUGCUUAGAGGAGCCCAUGGCUGCUGGUUGUUGGGACAAGGUUUGAGGAGUAUUUAUAAAGCUUUGAAAUUUGCAUCACCUGGUCUUUCCUAAUGAUGACUGAACAAGCCAUAGCCCUAACAAGCUAAUUAGGGUCUGAAACCUUGGUAAAAGUUAUCUGAAAGCUCAAAUCUCUUGGGGUGCCCAAACUUUUGCAUAGUUCUCCUUUCCUUUUUUUUCCACUCUAAAAUUGUACAAAACAAAAAUAAUACACUAAUCUUGCUUAAAAUGUUGAAAAGAAUAUUUCAUCUUUAACUUUGACUUUUGAAGAUCAAUUCAUCUUCUACUCACUUAACUAUUCACAGUAACAGAAAUUUUGACUGGGGUGCCCAAACUUUUGCAUGCCACUGUAUUUCCUUGAGGCAUUCUCAGUUUUUGAUGCAAGAUAGGAGAGGCCAUUAAUAAUUGGUGAGCUCUAUAUUGGACAGAGGGAAGGUCAGUAGGCUGAUAAUUGGUGACCACUAUAUGGUACAGAGGGGAGGAUAGUAGAAUGACAAUUGGUGACUGCCGUAUUGCACAGAGGGGAGGACGGUAAGCUGAUAAUUGGUGUGCGCUGUACUGCAUGGAGAGGAGGACAGUAGGCUGAUAAUUGGUUAGCAAUGUAUUACAUAGAGGGGAGGUCAGUAGGCUGAUGAGCUUUAAGUGUUUUCCGAGCAAUGAAUGGACGCCCAACUUGGGCUAGAAUGUCCACCUCUGCCUCCCGAUUACCUCCCCUAACUUUCCCUUACGCGCCACUUAUGGGAGCAAACUACCAGUGUAGUAGAAAAUUAUAUCUACCAAGUCUGCCUUUGGAAAAAUUAAAUACCAUUUUGGCUUAAGCCAAUUAUUUAACAGAAAUUUAUUAUGUUUCCCUUAUGAAAGUUUUAAAAACUUAUGAAAUUAUCAAGGAAGGGAAGCUAAGCUUAACUACUUGUCUUUUUUCAAGAAAUAGUGGCUAAAAAUUCAUUCUCUACUUAAAAGAGCAUUGACAAUUAUUUUUGGAUUAUUAUAUCUCCAGUUCACUGAUCAUUCUAACGUACUGUGAGCUGUAGAUAUAAUUUUUAUGCAGGGGUUCCCUGAGACCUGAAAAUUAUUUCAAGGGUUCCUCCAGGAUAAAAAGGUUGAGAAGGACUUCUCAAAACAAAAUUUGCUGUAUGGAGGAUUGAAACUCAACAGUUAAAAAGUUGCCCUUUCCUGGCCCAGACAGGUUGAUUGCAUUAUAUUAUCUCAGUAUUGAAACUAUUGCAAGCCUUAAUCACAGUGAAUUUAACAGGUUUUUAGCAGUAAACAUGAAGGGAAGAGCCAGAUGCUUUCUUGCAUAAGGCAGGUGGCGGGGUGAUGUAAAUAUAUUGAGUUCCAGGGCUUGGCAACACUCAGCAUCCAUUGAAUCUGCUGGCCAACUUGUGCAAUAUUAGAAGCAAAAAGGGUUUUGCAGUACAUUCAGAUCAAUUAAUACUGGAGUUAUUUCAAUGUUCUGGGCCUUUUCACAGUACAUUGGGCUGGAUUGGUGCGUUACUGAGUGAUUCCAAUGAAGUGGCUAGCACCUGUUAUCAGACGUAGCAACCCACAAAAGCUGCCUACAAGAAAGCUGUCAAUCAACAUCUGACUAAAGCAUACAACACAGUAGUUCACUAUCAGUAUUCCCGCACUCUGUUUAUACGCAGAAUAAGAAGUAAUUCUAGCAAAUCUGUCCCUCUGGUUAUUUCACAAUUUAUAAUAAUUAGAUGGGUCUUGAAAUUAACAUUUCAUUUUCAAAUUAUUAAAUGAUUUGCAAAAUGUGGAAAACUGAUGAAUUGCUAAAACACAGUUCUGUUUCUGAAUGUGUAUAAGAUCACACACUCAAUCUCACGCACAUUCACUCAUGUAUUCACUCACUCUAGCAGAGAGAGAGAGAGAGAGAGACACACAGUUUCUCCUUCCCAUUACGUCCCAACAAACUGAAUCUGUCAGUAGAUGGUUUGAGACUCUCUCUUGCAUUUACCAAUGGUCACCUACAGUGGUGGUGAGCUUGGAUAGGUCCCAUGAGUAAGCUUUGGCACAAGAAGUUGGAACUUGUAUUUAUUUAGUACCAUCAAUGCAAAUUGUCCUGAGCCAUUCAUAGGAUAGCAUCUAAAAAUGAACCGCACAAGAAUAACCAAAAGCUUCGUAGAAAUGCUUUUAGGAAGGUAGACAUGAGCAAGAAAGGAAGAAGUGGUAAGUUAGAGGGGUGGGAAUUAUCAAGUGAACGCCCUUGGCAGCUGACGUUUCAGGCCCAUCUGACAUCAAAAUGGUGGAGUGACCAAAUUUAGGGAUGUGGAAGAGGUCAGAAAUUGCAGGCAGAAAGGAGAAAUGGGUCAGAACUUGGAUAGGUGUGUCAGGAACUAUUAGUAAAGCAUCAAUAAACCACUAUUUGCUUCGUGGAGGAGAUUCUUUGGAGAAAGAAAUCCACCAAAUAAUUGAAAUAUUGUUCUAUAAAGUAUUGUAGGAAUGUUAUUUACACAGUACUUUGUUUUCAAUGACAGUAGUUGGAUAUAACUUACAAUUCAGUUAUAGAGACCAAGUGUUAUAUUCUUCACAUAGCACCAGUACAGGGAAGUGGGUACUUAACCGUUGGAUGGGAAGUGGGUCAGACCACUUUGCAUAUGAUUGGUGCCAUUCAGAAUGCCACUUAUUGAAGCUUCCUGCUACCAACAGGCUCGGGCAAGUAGGAUGAUUAUGUUGGCCAGGGAAACCUGCUUUCCCGAAGGCCACCACCAGCUUUCCUUUAAUUACAGCAGCAUCAGGGAGUGAACAGCUUUCGGGUGAUGAGAAGUGCAUUCUCAACACAGGUUCUGGCCAUGGUCACUUGAGUGGAGGAAGAUCAGAAUGUGAUUAUUUGCUUUUGACAACUUGUUAGAGACUACCUUGCUGAGACAAUUCAGGGUAAAUGACAGGGGUAUAAUUUGUAUUUGAAAUGUAAAGUACCUGACAGAGUGCCCAGCUGCAGAUUGCAGUUAGUAUUGAAUGUCUUUUUAUAAAGUACAUUUUUUUCUAAGGACUUCUGCCCAUGGAGUGCACACUUCUACAUUUUUAAAGAAAGUGUUUUUAAACCAUGUAACUGCUUAGCAGCAAAAAAACAAAGUGUUAGGGCUUGACUGUUGAAUGUUCUGUCACAGGAAUGAUAACUGCUUUUUUUAUAUACAGUAUAUGCCAUGUUUUAACUGUAAAGCUAUUUUAAUUCAACUUUUGUGUAUAAACAAUGAUUUUUUUUUGAAGACCAGAAAAUCUGUUACUGUGUCCGCAUGUGAAAUGCUACAAGCUGAAGGCAGCUAUCAAUAAACUACAGUUCCUCGGGCAGGCUGAGGGCUUGACGGCCA